This is a messenger RNA of Marmota monax (woodchuck), 7616 nucleotides long. It is a transcript of the gene Rapgef1, whose product is annotated as Rap guanine nucleotide exchange factor 1. The record is from RefSeq and is a predicted model, not a curated record. Gene Ontology annotation, biological process: Ras protein signal transduction; positive regulation of GTPase activity. NCBI's taxonomy places the organism in Eukaryota, Metazoa, Chordata, Mammalia, Rodentia, Sciuridae. Gene Ontology annotation, cellular component: plasma membrane. Bases 1536 to 5342 code for a protein of 1268 amino acids. Gene Ontology annotation, molecular function: guanyl-nucleotide exchange factor activity. The transcript is spliced from 27 exons.
UUGAGCAGAAUCUUCUAAGACUCCAUGCUCUGCCUUCCUGUCUCUCCUGGAGGCCUGGCUCCCAGGAAGGCCAGCUGCCCUGUCAUGAGGAUCUGAGGCUUCUUGCCCACAGCACCCUGAUGAGCUAAGUAAGCAGCUGUCACUGCCCUGCUGGAGCCUUAGGUGACUUCAGUGUCCUGGGUGCACUGGAACCAGAACACUGUAGCGGAACUCCUCCUGCCUCUAAGGUAAUUUAGAAAUCUUUAGCAGUAAAGGGGAAGCAGUGAGGAAUUAUAAAGAAUGAUUGCCUACCUGCAGAAUGCAAUUGUUUGGUUAUUGUGUUUUGGUUUUUGCUAGGAAGUAUCUAUGCCAGUAAUACAUGGCAACAAAUCUGUUUAUGGUCAGGGUGAGAUGAGGGCAUGAUGUGGUUCUUCUGCACUAAAUCCUCUCAGCAGCCCUCUCUGGGUAGAGGCUGGGGCCUGCAGGCCUAGUGUGAUGGAGCUUUUCCCACUCUUUCUGGGAUUUUGCUUACAGUCAUCGUGGCCCUCAGCUCCAGUACAGCAGGGCGCUUGCCAGCUGGGGAGAGCUGUUGCUCCCACACCCAACAGUUCCAGAUUGCUUUACUAGUCUCCAGUUUACCCGAGGACCUUUGGCAAUAAAUAGCUCAUCCAUGGGCAGCUGGCCUUGACCUAUGCAGUGAGGCCUGCUUGGGAAAGAUGAGCUGGCUGUGGCCAAGAGUUUGAACCAGGACCCAGAGAUAUUUGGUGGGCAUUUGAACUGAAGAAUCCUACAGGAUGGAGCCAGGCAGCCUGGACAUGCUUCCACAGUAAGACAGAGGAGCACCCAGAAGAAGUGCCUCUGUGCAUUUCUGUAGUAAUGGUUGAUGAGACACUUCCAUGUACCAGGCAUGGUCACGUGGAUCACAGAUCUACUGCAAGACUUAACUUUCUAAAUGGGAAAUGUUAUCCACUGGGGAAUUCUAUAUGAAGUGUGAGAGAAGGUGAUAAGUGCUGAGGGCGGGGGCAGGGAAGGAAGGAGACUGUAGGGGUCCCAGGCAGUGGGGCUCAGAUGAUAAGUUAAACAGGCCCCGUGGACGUGGCUCAUUUUGAAGGUGAAGUUUGUGUAAGUCUUGGAGGAGCUAAGGGAGCUGGCCAAGCACACCUAGAGCAGAAGCAAUCUUAGCAGGGGGUCCUGGUAGGUGUUUCAAAGAAUAGUGUGAAUGCUGGGGUGAGUUGAGUGAGAUCCCAUGAGCCCUAAGGAGCACUACAAGGGCUUUGGCUUUCAUUAUGAGAGAAAUGUACAGCUAUUACAGAGUUGUGAACAGAGCAGUGAAAUAAUCAGAAAUUUUAUUUUUUGCCAUGCUGGGGAUAGAACCCAGAGCCUGUGAAUGCUAGGCAAGUGCUCUCCCACUCAGCUAAAAUAUUAAAAGAAGUACUUCCUGUGUUGAGAACCCAGCAGAGCUAGGGUAGCAGCCCAUGGGAGCUGGUGCAGAGGAGAGGCUGGGAAGUGGUCAGAUCCAGACGUAUCUUAUCAGUUAGAGCCAACAGGAUUUCCUGAUGAAUGGAUGUGAAGUGGGAAAAAGAAGGAUCAAGGAUGCCUCUAGGGCUUCUGGCCCUAGCAGCCACUGUGCAGACUCCCAGCGCUCUCAUCUCUCCUCCUUCACCAUGAAGCUGAUGGACAAAUUCCACUCGCCCAAAAUCAAGAGAACACCAUCAAAGAAGGGAAAGCCUGCCGAGGUGUCUGUGAAGAUUCCGGAGAAGCCUGUGAACAAAGAGGCAAGAGACAGAUUUCUACCAGAGGGCUACCCUAUCCCCUUGGAUCUGGAGCAGCAGGCAGUAGAAUUUAUGUCCACCAGUGCUGUGGCUUCCAGGUCUCAGAGGCAGAAGAACCUGAGCUGGCUGGAGGAGAAGGAGAAGGAAGUUGUCAGUGCCUUGCGCUACUUUAAGACCAUUGUGGACAAAAUGGCUGUAGACAAGAAGGUGCUGGAGAUGCUCCCAGGCUCUGCCAGCAAGGUGCUGGAGGCCGUCUUACCUCUGGUGCAGACUGACCCUCGUAUCCAGCACAGCUCAGCCCUCUCCUCCUGCUACAGCCGAGUGUACCAAAGUCUUGCCAACCUCAUCCGUUGGUCUGACCAGGUGAUGCUGGAAGGCGUGAACUCAGAAGACAAGGAGAUGGUGACAACUGUGAAGGGAGUCAUCAAAGCUGUUCUGGAUGGAGUAAAGGAGCUGGUCAGGCUGACCAUCGAGAAGCAGGGGCGGCCAUCUCCAACAAGCCCAGUAAAGCCCAGUUCCCCGGCCGGCAAGCCUGAUGGCCAGCCUGAGCUCCCCCUGACAGACCGAGAGAUGGAGAUUCUAAACAAGGCGACAGGUGUGUCUCCGUCAACUGAGCUGCUCCCAGACUCCACAGAUGAAGAGGUUGCGCCCCCCAAGCCUCCUUUACCUGGCAUUAGGGUGGUUGAUAACAGUCCACCAGCAUUGCCACCCAAGAAAAGACAGUCAGCACCGUCCCCUACCCGGGUGGCUGUGGUAGCCCCCAUGAGUCGGGCCACCAGUGGCUCCAGUUUGCCUGUUGGAAUUAAUAGGCAGGAUUUUGAGGUUGACUGUUAUGCACAGAGGCGACUGUCAGGGGGCAGCCACUCAUAUGGCGGAGAGUCUCCCCGCCUCUCCCCCUGCAGCAGCAUAGGCAAGCUCAGCAAGUCGGAUGAGCAGCUCUCUUCUCUGGACAGGGACAGUGGACAGUGCUCCCGGAACACAAGCUGUGAAACACUAGAUCACUAUGAUCCUGACUAUGAAUUCCUCCAGCAAGACCUCUCCAACGCAGACCAGAUACCUCAGCACGUGGCCUGCAACCUUAGCCCGCUGCCGGAGUCCUUGGGGGAGACUGGGUCUCCGUUUCCCAGCAAUCCUUUCCAGCUGCCUCUUGGAAGCUGUCCCCAGUCUGAGGGACCCUCUGCCCUGGGGCGGCAGACAGACACACCACCUGCUUUGCCUGAGAAGAAGCGACGGAGCGCAGCUUCCCAGGCCUCGGACAGUGCUGGCUGCAGGGCAUCCUAUGAGCGGCACCCCUCGCAGUACGACAACAUCCCCGAGGACGACCUACAGAACCCGGCCCCGGCCCCAGCUCUCCCCUACACGCCCUUCGCUGCUGUCCUCCCCUUUCAGCAAGGAGGCUCCUCAGCCCCCAUCGAGUUUGUGGGUGAUUUUACUGCUCCUGAGUCAGCGGGGGAUCCAGAGCAGCCACCUCCUCUACCAGAGAAGAAAAACAAACACAUGCUGGCCUACAUGCAGUUGCUGGAGGACUAUUCAGAGCCGCAGCCCUCCAUGUUCUACCAGACGCCACAGAACGAGCACAUUUACCAGCAGAAGAACAAGCUACUCAUGGAAGUGUACGGUUUCAACGACUCCUUCAGUGGCGGGGAUUCUCUGCAGGAACUGGCCCCACCGCCCGCCCUGCCCCCCAAACAGCGGCAGCUGCAGGCCUCCUAUGCUGCUUCUUCCUUCUCCUCUGUCUCCUACUGUGUGCAGCAAACUAAAGUGGCCUUCAUCCCCGAGGACGGCAGUGCCACUCAGGGCCUCAGUGUGUCCGUGUCUAACUCCUUUCUCAGCCGGCACGGCAGCUUGCCUGUGCCCUCGUACAAAUCUGUGUUUAGGUCCUACUCCCAGGACUUCGUGCCUCACCACCAGGCUUCCGUCCAACCUUUCCUUCCGCCUACCUCCUCUUCCUCUCCGCAUUUCCCACCUGUCCACCCGUCUCAGAGCUCGGACUUGGCGGUGCCUGCCGUAGCCGGUCCGCCUCCCAGCACCAUGACCGGGCCUCUCUCAUCCUCUCAGGAGAGCAGCUUUCAUGGGAACACUGUCUGCCUUCCUUCCGAAACCUCUUGCGCUGACUCGAGCGAAAACGCCAGUGAGGAAGCUGGUGAGGGUGAAUAUGUCAGUCUGUAUUCCUCUGGCCAGAGCAGCGAGGAGCUGGCUCCCUCUCGAGGAGAAUCACCAGCUGGGAAAGACGGACAUUCCAGAGAUCCCUCAGCUGUUGGCAGUGCCCCUGGGAAGGACAGCAGAGAUGGUGGUGAAAGGUCCCCAAAGUCACCUGACACUCUGGAGUCAGCUCAGUCGGAGGAGGAAGUAGAUGAGCUGUCCCUUAUUGACCACAACGAAAUUAUGGCCAGGCUGACACUCAAGCAAGAGGGAGAUGAUGGGCCAGAUGUACGUGGAGGAUCUGGAGACAUCUUACUGGUGCAUGCUACUGAGACAGACAGGAAAGAUCUGGUGCUGUACUGCGAAGCCUUCCUGACCACCUACAGGACCUUUAUCAGCCCUGAGGAGCUUAUCAAGAAACUGCAGUACCGCUAUGAGAAAUUCUCUCCCUUCGCCGACACAUUCAAGAAGCGCGUCAGCAAGAACACGUUCUUCGUGCUGGUGCGGGUGGUGGAUGAGCUCUGCCUGGUGGAGCUGACAGAGGAGAUCCUGAAGCUGCUGAUGGAGCUGGUCUUCCGCCUGGUGUGCAAUGGGGAGCUCAGCCUGGCUCGCGUGCUCCGGAAGAACAUCCUAGACAAGGUGGACCAGAAGAGGCUGCUCAGGUGUGCCAACUCCGACCAGCCCCUGGCAGCCCGGGGUGUUGCAGCCAGGCCAGGGACCUUGCAUGACUUUCACAGUCAUGAAAUAGCCGAGCAGCUGACACUGUUGGAUGCUGAGCUCUUCUAUAAAAUAGAGAUUCCUGAGGUUUUACUUUGGGCAAAAGAACAGAAUGAGGAGAAGAGCCCUAACCUGACCCAGUUCACAGAGCAUUUCAACAACAUGUCCUACUGGGUCCGGUCCAUAAUCAUGUUACAGGAAAAAGCCCAGGACAGGGAGCGGCUGCUCUUAAAGUUCAUCAAGAUCAUGAAGCACCUGCGGAAGCUGAAUAACUUCAACUCCUACCUGGCCAUCCUCUCAGCGCUGGAUUCGGCGCCCAUCCGUCGGCUGGAGUGGCAGAAGCAGACCUCAGAGGGCCUGGCUGAGUACUGCACUCUGAUUGACAGCUCAUCCUCCUUCCGAGCCUACCGGGCGGCCCUCUCAGAGGUGGAGCCCCCCUGCAUCCCAUACCUGGGUCUGAUCCUGCAGGACCUGACCUUUGUCCACCUGGGGAACCCGGACUACAUCGAUGGCAAAGUGAACUUUUCCAAACGGUGGCAGCAGUUCAACAUCCUCGACAGCAUGCGGUGCUUCCAGCAGGCGCAUUACGACAUCCGGAGAAACGACGACAUUAUAAACUUCUUCAAUGACUUCAGUGACCACUUGGCCGAGGAGGCCCUAUGGGAACUCUCUUUGAAAAUUAAGCCCAGGAACAUAACAAGGAGGAAAACAGAUCGGGAAGAGAAGACCUAGGAGCCUUGCUUUGCGAGGAGAGUGCUCAAGGUUCUUGGAGCCUGAGGACCUGGGGCCUGCCCAGUGGGCUGCAGCGUCCCAGCCUCAGCCUGGCUCCGCUGUGCUGGGCAGCCCAGAGCCUGCCAGCAGCUUCCCGCCUCCCUCCCUGCGGCAGCCCCGGGGUCCAGUGGAGCCGGCAGGCGGGUCUCAGUGCUGAUUUGUGAACCAGUGGUUCCCCCUCCUCACCCCCCCCCCCCGUUGGGUUUUUUUUUCCACUUUCACCUCCACUGUCCCCUCUCACCCUUCCCCGGACCCCUCCAGCCUGGGAGCAGCACAGAGAAGUCAGCAGCAGACCGCACCCCCACCCAGGGCCAGGACCCUUGAGUCUCCUGAAAUGGCAGGCAGUGGAGGCUGAGGACCCUCUGGGCACACUGCCCUCCAGGACACCUGGGAGAGGGGAGGUGCAGCAGGGAACAGAGGGCCAGGGGCAGGCACCUCUUAACUUUCCAUUCCCUGAGUUUCAAUGUGGAGGGUGGAGUGAGUGUGGCUGGCCCAGGAGGUAUGACAGGUGGCCUUCAGCAGCCCUGGGCUCAAGUCCUGGUUCUGGCCCAGGCCUGUCCUGCGUCCAUGCCCCACAGGCUGCCCUGCUGGUCCUCGAGCACCUGUUUCCCCUUCAGCUCCCCAGCGCAGGCCCCCAGGCCCCUGCCCACAUCAUCCAGGCUCUGGGAGCAGGAGGACUUUGUCGUCACAGAAGCUGAGCAGGGGCGUGGCAGAGCUGAGCCAGUUGGGGCUGGGGGGAGGAGUUCCCGCUGUCCUGGGGAGAGGUGGGCAGCCCCCUCCGCACUUGCUGUGUGCCUUAAACUCCAUCUCCUGUUCCUCCCUCCCCACAGGCUUCCCUCCUACUUUGUCCCACCCUGGGGUCCAGCAGGCUGCUACACAGUGCUCCCCGGGGUGCCGGCGGGAGAGGCCUGCUGCAGACAUGUCCCCAGCUGCCCAGGAAAGCAGCCCCCAGGAAGGUGCCCGCCCCUUCCUUGUUGAGCCCCUGGCUGCUGCCAGGGCCCAGCAGGCAGGGUGCAGGUGGGAACCCCUGUGCCCCCCACACCCCGCCCAUUCUGCAUGAUGCGCUCACUUCUCCCAAGAGUGGGCUUUGGUCAAGUGAGCACCAGAUCUAACCGAGCUUCCCCAGCCCCGUUUCCACAGAACAAAAGGUAGAAAGCAACCACGUUGCUAAGUCCUUCGUGGAUUUUAAGCAACUUUUAUCAAGAAGAAAGUCGGGGCUGGCGUUUUUGUUUUUGUUUUGUUUUUUUUCCUCUUUUGUCUUUUAUUUGUCCUGUAAAUAGAGGGAGGAGGUCUGUGAAAUAUCACUGAGCGCCCUCUCUGGCAGCAGCCCUGCUGGCGGCUGGAACCUGUCACUUUAUUAUUUAAGGAGUGUGUGUGUGUGCAGUUGGGUUCCCUAGCAGUGUUGUGCGGGUUGGGUCCGGUUUAUUCCCUCUCGGGUGAGUCCUUUCAUUUCAGCCCCUGCCUCUUGCUGCCCAUCCGUGUCCAGCCCUGAGUGCUGCUGUGUGUGUGUGGGGGGGGGGGGGGGCGUCUAUGCACACAGGGCCCAGGGUGUGCUGACCAGAGUCCUCCCUGCCUUCUGAGAGCCCAGGAGUCUCCUAGCACAGGCCACUGCCAGUGCUGUGGCAGCGAAGCCCCAGCCCGCUCUGCCCACAGGACAGAUUCCUGUCUGCAGCGGGCAGUCCACCCGUCCUGGUGAGAGCUGGGGGGUAGGGCCUGGGGGAGCCACUUCCUUAAUUCAGAACAGACCCGCUGCCUGUCCCAGAGUGCCCAGGCCUCCCCUGCACUCCCUGCAGAAGUGCCCAGGCUGUGGACAGGCAGCACCAGAGGACAGGGCACCCUGGGGAGGACAGUGAGGUGCAUGUGUACCUCAUUGGCCGCCAUGCUUCCCUCCCUCCUGCCUCUGGCUGUGGCCACACCCCAGCACUCAGGGCUGGGCCUAGUGCAGGCUGUUUCUUGGGGGGCCAGGGGGCAUGGUGGGAAUCGAUCUUCACCAAAGGACAUCAGCGAAGUGAAUGGUCCAGUUCCCUGCGGGUGGGUGGAGCCAGGGAGAGGCAGACACAUGGUGGCUGACCUGAGCCCUGCCUCAGAGCAGUCUCCUACCCUGGCUGCCCCACAACCUCCCUAAUGUUACAUUGUAAUAUACAGCCCCCCACUAACCCCUGAUGGUGGCAUCUUCCUGCAGACAUUUCAAACAUGUAACUUUUAUAUGAAAGAAAAAUAAACAGGUGAAAGCUG